This is a messenger RNA of Choloepus didactylus (southern two-toed sloth), 2332 nucleotides long. RefSeq names its product signal sequence receptor subunit 1 (gene SSR1). The coding region runs from base 78 to 938 and encodes 286 amino acids. Lineage: Eukaryota; Metazoa; Chordata; Mammalia; Pilosa; Megalonychidae. The record is from RefSeq and is a predicted model, not a curated record. Gene Ontology annotation, cellular component: endoplasmic reticulum; endoplasmic reticulum membrane. The transcript is spliced from 8 exons.
GAUGAACAGUAACGCCAUUACCUCUGAGCCUCGGAGAGCCGUCGCCGACAGGCGCUGGACAGCCGAGCGGCCGCAUCAUGAGACUCCUCCCCCGCCUGCUCCUGCUUGUCUUACUUGUGUUCCCUGCCACCCUCCUGCUCAGAGGAGGCCCUGGAGGCUCAUUAGCAGUGGCUCAGGAUCUUACAGAGGAUGAGGAAACGGUGGAAGAUUCAAUAAUUGAAGAUGAAGAUGAUGAAGCUGAGGUAGAAGAAGAUGAACCCACAGAUUUGGCAGAAGAUAAAGAGGAAGAGGAUGUAUCUGGUGAACCUGAAGCAUCACCAAGUGCAGAUACAACUAUACUCUUUGUAAAAGGAGAAGAUUUUCCAGCAAAUAACAUUGUGAAGUUCCUGGUAGGCUUUACAAACAAGGGUACAGAAGACUUUAUUGUUGAAUCCCUGGAUGCCUCAUUCCGUUAUCCUCAGGACUACCAGUUUUAUAUCCAGAAUUUCACAGCUCUUCCUCUGAACACCGUAGUGCCACCCCAGAGACAGGCAACUUUUGAGUACUCCUUCAUUCCUGCAGAGCCCAUGGGAGGGCGACCUUUCGGUCUAGUCAUCAAUCUGAACUACAAAGAUUUGAAUGGUAAUGUAUUCCAAGAUGCUGUCUUCAAUCAAACAGUUACAAUUAUUGAAAGAGAGGAUGGGUUAGAUGGAGAAACAAUUUUUAUGUAUAUGUUCCUUGCCGGUCUUGGGCUACUCAUUGUUGUUGGCCUUCAUCAACUCCUAGAAUCUAGAAAGCGCAAAAGACCCAUACAGAAAGUAGAAAUGGGUACAUCAAGCCAGAAUGAUGUUGAUAUGAGUUGGAUUCCUCAGGAAACUUUGAAUCAGAUCAAUAAAGCUUCACCAAGAAGGUUGCCCCGGAAACGGGCACAGAAGAGAUCAGUGGGAUCUGAUGAGUAAAUGUUCCUUUGUGCAACAAUUCAGUCUUUACUUAACCUGCCCUUUGUUUUUCGGCCUGGUGGGAAUUAGCACAGAGAAGCCAUAUCACCAUAGAAGGCAACUCCUGUUUAUGUGUGGACUGAGCAAUCAGAGUCUGUGGCGAUAAUAUUGCUGAAAAUGCACUGCAUUCGUUUUUCUGAAGUAACGAAUUUGGUUUUUUAUAAACCAAACUUAAAAUCUAUGUGUGUGCGUGUGUAUGUAUGUGAGCAGCUGGUUUUACCAGAAUCAUUGUUGAACUAACUGAAGUGUGCCUUUAGAAUACUAAAUAUAGUGUAAUUGUCUCUUCCUUAUUGACAUUUUUAAAUAUUUUCCCCCCAAAAUUCAACGAAUAUUUUCCCAGUGGGUGUCUUGCCUUGGCUGUUUUAAAGGAAACAAUUUGGCUCUUUCUUAGAAUAAUUCAGAUCCCCAUUGACAACGCAGAUUAGCAUUCUCUUGUUAUUGUUGCAUUGCUGUUUUACAGCUAGUAGUCUAAAGGCACAAGCAGGAGUAGCAGCUUGUUAGCAAUAGCGUUGUUUUGAUAUUUUGCUGCUCUUUGCUAUAAAGCGCACAUUCAGGAAACUUCCCAGAUGGGUUCAAGGAAUCUUGGGACCUCUCUAACAACAAAAUUGUGAAAUGUGAAAAUUUCGCUGACUUUGAUACGUAAAAUCCCACCCCAGCCCUUUUUAAAUGAAAAGUAAAAAUAAUACACUUGCGCCAACUGAGUUAUUCCCAGGGGCUAGCCCUGGAAUGAUUUUAGAUAUACUCAGUGAUUUUUUUCAAAGAGAAUUUCUUUCUUUAAUAGAAGCAUCCUUGCUUUAAAAAAAAAAAAAAUGGCCUUGGUCUACAGACUUAGCAGGUCAAAUUAUAGGUGCAGAGAUAUGUUCCACCUAAUUCUAAUAUAUGUGUAAAAGAAACGAGUUUGGGUAUUUUUUUAGUCAAUUGUUUUUAUGUAAUCUUUUGAGGAUUUGGGUUGACAUGGUCCCUUUUAAUUAAUUUGGAAAAUUUCAAAAAUUUAAGCACUUAAGAUUCUCAGAACCAAAACUAAAUAGGACUUCAUAAAAUCCUUUUAGAGAAUUACUCUUGCUCUAGCUAGUAAAUCAAAGUUUGACAUUAUUGUCAAACUGAAUAAAGAGUAAAGCUAAAUAGUUACAUAGACAGGUAAGAAUCUCUUCCUCCAUCUUUAAGCCCUGUUCUAGUGCAUAAUGUAAACUAAUGGUAAAUGAAAUUUUAGUGGCUGUUUAAUAUUGUACCUGUCUUCAUUCUCUUCCUCUUCAUUGUAAUCCUCUCCCAUACCCAGGCCCACAGGAGGAAAAAAAAAAAAAAAAAAAAGAAUAAUCUUUCCAAGCUGUUUAAGUAUUUAAGCAUCUGAGCCAGAG